This is a messenger RNA of Blastomyces gilchristii SLH14081, 2201 nucleotides long. Its product is annotated as AAR2 domain-containing protein. The transcript has a single exon. Gene Ontology annotation, biological process: spliceosomal tri-snRNP complex assembly. The record is from RefSeq and is a predicted model, not a curated record. Lineage: Eukaryota; Fungi; Ascomycota; Eurotiomycetes; Onygenales; Ajellomycetaceae. Bases 234 to 1847 code for a protein of 537 amino acids.
CAAAAAACGCUCAAAACAUACUAUACUGCCUAUUUACUUAAAACAAGUCUCACAUAUUGGAUUAUCCAUAGCUCAAAAUCUUCAUAAAUAUAUCUUCUACAUAUAUAAAAAUAACCCGCCCCCCAUCUAUACUUCACCCGCCUCGCAAGAAAAAGCAGACAUAACCGUCCCGCAAAUGCCUCUACCCUUUUAAACCUAUCUCUUCCAAUCCCUCCCGACAAUUCUCUCUCGCCAUGUCUUCUCAGUCGCCUACCCCAACAGUCCUCCUAACCUCUGUCCCUCCCAAAACGCUGCUCGGCAUCGACCUCCUCUGCUUUGCCACAACCCCAAACUUCCAUGGCAUAAAAAACCUCCCGCCCGGCCCUCACUUCCUAUACACAGGUACGACUGAGAGCUUUUCGUUACGUAACGGGGAGUGGUUUUUUAUACAUGACGACCGCACCAGCGGUAACAUUGGCGGUGGCGGUGGUGGUGCAACAAUAGCGGCAGGGGGGGUGGACAUACGCCUGCGCAGAUGGGAUGGGGCGGUUGAAGCUCUGAUCCCGAUCGAUGAAGGUAGUGAGGAGGGGAAAAGAGAUGCUAUGAGGUUGCGGGCGAAUCUGGGGCGGAUAUGGGCGAACGGGCAGUUAUUGGCAUAUGAUACGGCGAGGGCAGAACAGCGGGAGCGACAGGGUGAUAUUCAAAGGCACGAACAAUCGGAACAGGGGGAACCAGACCUAGAGUCGGAAUCAAGACAGGAACCAUCAAACGACUGGCCACAGCUCACAAACCACAUAACGCCCGCCCUCCUCUCUAGAAUUCUCGGCUCAACUCCAACCACCACCACCUCCAUUAUCCCUGCAAACCAAAAUACCACACCGCCCCAACCCCGCUGGACCGUGACCUCUGGCAGCUCUGCCGCGCGUGAUCGAGACGAUAUCCCCGGCCUCUCCGCCGCAGAUGUAGCAAGGGCCUGCGACACCGGCACGGCCAGCGAGCAGGAGAAGGAGUUGCGUUUUCUGCCUGUGGAUCUGAAGCGGACGUGGAGGGUUGGUGCGGUGGGGCGCGAGAGGACGGAGGCGGCGCAGGAUCGGUCAUGGGCGCUGGGGGAUUUGGUGGGGAGAUUUGGGAAGGGGGAAAUGGGGGUGGGUGGUGCAGAGGGGCCUACGGCUGCGCCUGCGUCUGCGCCUGCGCCUGCGACUGCGACGGAGGCAGGGGCGGCCACGACUACCAUUGACGAUGAUGAUGAUAAUGAAGGGCAGGAGGCUGGCGAAGCGCAUAUCCUCGGCGAGCUACAAUUUACGUUCCUGAUGGUUCUUACGCUGAUGAAUUACUCGUGUCUGGAACAGUGGAAGCGGCUGCUCGGGUUGAUACUGACAUGCCGCGCGGCAGUGCUCAGGCGGGAAAAGUUCUUCGUGCAGGUGCUGCAUCUACUCCGUUUGCAGCUGCGGCACUUUGAUGAUGUUGAGGGGGGUUUGUUUGAGAUGGAUGGGGACGAUGGAGGCGCGCUGUUGAGGAAGUUGCUUACGCGGUUUUCGCGCACUGUGCAGGAAUUUGAGCAGGGAGAGGGUCGGAUGGUUAGGAGAGAGUUGGGAAUUUUGGAGAAUUGGGUUAAAGGGCAAUAUGGGUGGGAGCUUAGGUCGGGGGCGACGGUUAAGAGGGGCAUGGUGGAGUUGGAGGAUGGGGAGCGGGUGGAAAUGGAGGUGAUUGGGGCGCAUGAGGAGGAUGAGAUGGGGGAGUAUGCUCCGGUUGUUGUUGAUCUGGGGGAAGGAACCAGUCUUGGAAAGGGUUUGGUGGAAGAAGUAGAAGAGGACGAAGAGGCGGGCGAGUCCGUGUCAGACGUAGACAUGUCCGAGUUCAAUGCGUGAUGAGGACCAAUUUCCGCGCCUCCACAGCAUAGGCCUAAUCCCGGUGCCCUUUUAGCGCGGUCAUUUUUUGGUGCGAAAUUCGUAUUCUGUCCGUAAUCACAUCACAUCACAAGCACGGUAACUCAUAGGAGCUUUUUAACACACAGCAUUAGUUUGAACAAAACAGAAAGAAAAAUUGAAUUGCAAGCGGGGGGUGAAAAAAAAAAAGGGGCCCUAAUCUAUCGUUCCCCUAGCAUGUUUCGUUUAGAAUAAUAAAAACGCUAGGCAUGCCAUCGUUUGGCAAAAACCACCGAAAUCCCAACCCAUAGUUAGACAUCAUGAAAAGAAUUCCAUCAUCUUCCAUACUCCCACCGG